Limanda limanda (common dab) is the source of this 1634-nucleotide messenger RNA. It is a transcript of the gene tyrp1b, whose product is annotated as tyrosinase-related protein 1b. The record is from RefSeq and is a predicted model, not a curated record. Gene Ontology annotation, cellular component: melanosome. Gene Ontology annotation, biological process: melanocyte differentiation; melanosome organization. The coding region runs from base 33 to 1634 and encodes 533 amino acids. Gene Ontology annotation, molecular function: oxidoreductase activity. The transcript has 9 exons. Lineage: Eukaryota; Metazoa; Chordata; Actinopteri; Pleuronectiformes; Pleuronectidae.
GGGAUACACUUCUGCAGACGGAGAGGAGCAGCAUGCACAGUCAGAGCAUGUGGAGAGCGGGUCUCCUGGUGGUGACCCUGUGUGCCGGCCUUGCGCUGGCCCAGUUCCCCCGGGAGUGCGUGACCCCCGAGGGGCUGCAGAGCGGCCAGUGCUGCCCGUCCCCUACAGGGGGGGCCGGGGACGAGUGCGGCUCCAGCACGGGGAGGGGGCAGUGCGUUUCCAUUGCGGAAGACAACCGGCGCCACGGACCCCAGUAUCCGUACGCAGGGCGGGACGACAGGGAGAGAUGGCCGCUGAGGUUUUUCAACCGCACCUGCCAGUGCAGCGGGAAUUUCAGCGGCUACAACUGCGGGGGGUGCCGACACGGGCUGACCGGACCGACCUGUGAUCAGAGGAUCUCUGUGGUGAGGAGGAAUAUCAUGCAGAUGAGCACGUCGGAUAAGCAAGCAUUCGUGAGCGCUCUGGACCAAGCUAAGAGGACUGUGCACCCUGACCUGGUCAUCUGUACACGACGGUACCAGGAGGUGUUUGGGCCCGAUGGCAACACCCCACAGUUUGAGAACAUCACCAUUUACAACUACUUUGUUUGGAGCCACUACUACUCCGUCAGCAAAACCUACCUGGGGCCGGGCCAGGCGAGCUUCGGAGGAGUGGACUUCUCCCACGAGGGCCCGGGUUUUGUCACCUGGCACCGUUUCCAUCUGUUGCAACUGGAGAGAGACAUGCAGGACAUGCUGGGCGACUCCACCUUCGCCCUGCCCUACUGGAACUUUGCCAUCGGCGGCAGCGAGUGUGACAUCUGCACAGACGACCUGAUGGGAGCCCGGAGCUCUUUUGACAUUAACUCCAUCAGCACCAACUCGGUGUUCUCCCAGUGGAGGGUCAUCUGCGAGAGCGUGGACGACUACGACUCGCUGGGCACCGUGUGCAACAACUCAGAAACCAGUCCCAUCAGGAGGAACCCCGCGGGCAACGUGGCACGGCCCAUGGUGCAGAGGUUGCCGGAGCCCAAGGACGUGCUGGACUGUCUGGAGCUCAACACCUUCGACACUCCGCCCUACUACUCCACCUCCUCUGAGAGCUUCAGGAACACCAUCGAAGGCUACAGCGCCCCUCAGGGGAUGUACGACCCGGUGGUGCGCAGCCUCCACAACCUGGCCCACCUCUUCCUCAACGGGACGGGCGGGCAGACUCACCUCUCGCCCAACGAUCCCAUCUUUGUCCUGCUGCACACCUUCACCGACGCUGUCUUCGAUGAGUGGCUCCGCCGGCACGCACCAGGUGAAGUAGUGUACCCCGAGGAGAACGCUCCUAUCGGGCACAACCGCCGGUCCAACAUGGUUCCCUUCUGGCCUCCUGUCACCAACGCUGAGAUGUUUGUCGCUGCCCCAGAAAACCUGGGAUACUCCUACGAGGUCCAGUGGCCAGCUCAAGCUUACACCCUGUCCGAGGUCAUCACCAUAGCUGUCAUUGGGGUAGUGCUGGUGGUGGCGGUGGUGGGCGGAGUCAUCGCCUGUGCCGUGCGUGCCCGCUCCUACCGAUCAGCCGAGGCUUUUGAGCCGCUGCUCGGAGAGACUUUCCGACGCUACUCAGAGGACGACCGGAGGUUGGACAAAUCGCAGUCUGUCGUCUGA